AUGGUUUUUCUAAAUAACAGAGAUGAAUAUUUACCAUUCCUGAAAGCGCCAGGAGUAAGAAUGCAAACUCCUCUAGUGAACAGCGUGACGACGACCACAUCAACACUGAAUCGCGACGUUGCAUCACAGGUGCAACAACAGCAGCAGCAACAGCAACAAUUACAGCAGCAGCAACAACAGCUUGGGAACAACAAUCAGACGAACAAUAACAAUAACACCAAUACUCUCAUCAACAACAAUAGCAUCAGCAACACUUGCGCGGCACUAAACGUGAGCAAUAAUAUCAACAACAACACCACGAACAGCAUAAACAACAAUGGACAGCCCCAGGUUGCCAGGGCGCUGCUCAUUUGUCGGCCGAACUCGCAUCCCUUUAAUAAUCGAACACUUUAUCUUGAGCCUGGGGCCCAAGCAAAGGUAGGCCGAUCGGUUGCGAGGAUUCGCGUUUCGGAGAACAAUGCAAUCUUCGACUGCAAGGUGCUGUCGCGGAAUCAUGCCGUGCUGUGGUAUAAGGAUGGCCGUUUCUUCAUCAAGGAUACGGCCAGCAGCAAUGGUACGUUCAUCAACAAUCUUCGCCUCAGCCAAACAUGUACAGAAUCGGAACCGUACGAGAUCAGCUCGGGGGAUAUUGUGCAGUUCGGAGUGGACGUCAUGGAGAACACGCGCCGCGAAACACACGGUUGCAUUACGGCCACGCUUAAGCUCUUCCUGCCGGAUGGCCGUGAAACGAAGGCAAGCCAGAAGGUGGGAAUCGGCGGUCAGAGCGCCAUCAUCCCACCGGUCGAUCUGUAUCGUUUGAACCAGUACAUUCAGGAGGCAAACCAGCGGGAACAGAUUCUCGAAACGAAGCUGAUCAGUCUGCAGAAAAUGGUCGAAUCCACAAAGCAAAAUUCCUUUCUUGGGUGGCAGGCGAUGAUCGACGAGGAUCGGUUGCUAAGCCGGAUCGACAUGCUGGAGAAAAAGUUGCAGUUCUGCCAGAAAAACAUCGCUGAGGAUAAGCUGCGGGAGGAGCUGCUGAAGCUUGUGGAUGAGAAGGAGGAAUAUCAGAAAGCGGCCAAAGAGGCUAUGUACAAACUGCACCAGGAGCGCCACGAGGCCGUUCACAAGCAGAUUUCGCUCGGGAAAGCACUAUGCACCAGCGAAGAUGAGUGCUCGCUGCUGCGCGAGCAGCUCAACAAAACCAAGCAUCAGCUGCAGGAAAUAACCGUCUGCAUGGACGCACUGAAGAGCCAGUACGAUGAAAAGGUUGCUUCCAGCGAGGAACAGCUUAAGGCUAAAGAGUCCGAAAUCACGAGUCUUACGCAUAAGCUGGACCAUUUCGUUGACGUUUAUGCGAUUGCUUCAUCGGAUGACGAACAGCAGCAGCAGGCGCAAGUGAAUAGAUCAGCUAUGUCAAACUGGUUAAAGAACUCGGAUAUUAAAAAAUUAGAAGGAUCUGAAGAUAUAAUUAAGGCAAUUUGUAACGAUACUGAAAACGAGAUUACAAACAAUGAUUACACAGAAGGAUUGACAAAACUUCAACGACGCAUUAAUACGCUUGAGAAAAAUUUCACGUUGCUGUUUGGAAAUGGCGCACAGACAGAAAACGGCGAAUCAAACGAUAUGGAUAGCGAUGUAACAGAUCCAUGUACAGUAACGGGGACAACGCAUGUAACAUCGGCAUCGGCCGCCGGAGUAAAGAUAGAAGACGGUCUGUGCGACGUAUCUGCAGAGCACGUGGAUGAAAACGGACCGCCAACACUCCAAGCAGAGUGCGAUGGCAAUCAGAACGAUGUGAAUAGCACAACCACGACCGCCGGCAGCAAUGGUAUUGGAGACAACAGUGAUAUUACGCAUUCUAUUCAAUCGGACCAGGCACGUGUUGGAUCUGAGCUGGAGAAGCAAGAGCAUCUUGUAUGCAGCGCAGCAGUGCCUGCCAAUGGACCGGCAGAUCAAAUCAAUCAAAACGUGCUGAAACGUAACAUCCGUGUAAUCAAGAAUGACUGCAUGACGCUGUUGAGACAAGUGGAACGCACGAUAGCUCAGAAGCAAUCGGAACAAAUCAUUCAAAAGGCCAAGUACGACGAGCUGGAGACGGAGCUGUUGGCUUUCAAGGCGGAACUGGAGAGCCGACCAAAGCAGGAUGACCUCGAUCAGAAGCAACAGGUGUGCGAUAACCUAACAGAGAAUCUUUCAGCUCUGAGGGAAGAAGUUGAAGAACUGCGUAUGUUGAACAACCACUGUCAGCAUGAAAUGGAGCGUAUGGAAGAAGAACUGAUGAAGCAGAAAAAUAUCGAAAACGAAAAGAUUAGCGCAAUGGCGGCGGCCGCCACUGUAGCAGAACAACAGGACUCUGCUGCUUCCGUUUCGGUGGUAGUCAGCAAAGAAAUUACUCGGCAGGAUGGUGAUGAAGUCGAUAUCGAAAAAGAGGAGCCAAUGGAGAAGUCCUCGUUGUCUAUGGUAUCGUCCUCAAAGGGCGAGGAGGCUGCUCAAGAGGUAGGACAGGAGUUGCUGAUGAUACCGCGAACUUUGCUGGUUGUGACGCAAAACGCGCCGGUAGCGGAAAUGCCGUCCCCGGUGACAAUACACUCGGUGCCGAUGAUCGAUGUGGAAACGCAAACCGAUGCGGCUGAGACUGCACCGGUUUCCCCAAGAAUGUCAGUACCAGUUCUACCUCUAACGACGGUUGAGCAGAGCGCAGCAGACAUGAGCGACGGGGGUGAUGCUUCGAUCUGCUCCAACCUCGACGACCUGGAAGAGGACGAUGACGAAAAAACCGAAACCAUCGAUGCCACUACCGCGUUCUACAAUGUGCCACCGAUGGAGACAUUGAAGUCCCCCGAAGAGAAUGACAAUACGAAGCUAAUGGAUAGCGAGAGCAGCACACACGACUACGCUAUUAGAGGCACUGGGCCGCAAUUGAAAGGUUCCGGUGAUGCCCAUGGCGGCGAUACUAAGCCUUUCUCGGAUACGAUCACGAUCGAUUACGAGCUGGAGUUAAUCAACCAUCCGGAUGUGCAGCGCGAAGAAGAACUGGUUGCCUUCAAGGAGAAAUAUUCGCAUUUAAGCGAGGAAAACGUUCGGCUGAAUCAGCAGUUGCAGCGGAUGAACCAUGAGCUGAGCCAAUCCCGGCACUGGUCUGCCCUGCAAUUGAUGGCGUACAUCGCACCUAUUGUCGCCAUCUUUGGCUAUCUGUUGCUAAAUCGGACGUAAUCGAAACGACAGCGUUUGAACCGGCCAUAGGCUUGGUAUAUAGAACUACAGGCUCGUUUUCGGUGGUAUCUUGAUUGGUGCGGCUUCGCACUAUCUUGCCACGUAAGCCCUGACGUAAUCGUAGGACAAGAUGGAAGGAAGCAUAUUAGAAAACUUGUUUAAUACUGUUAUAUUUUGUGUAUUCGUUUAGUUGAUGUGCAACCCGUCUGAUAGAAAGCCAAGCGAAAGGAGACAAAAAAUUAUCUCGUUAUCUUAUGCCGCACGAAAGGCGCAUUGUUUUACUAAUUUUUUGUUAUUAAUAGAUAUUAUUUAUUAUUACUUGCUUCCUUGUAUCAGUUCGGCUUUGGUGUUCGCCGAAUGUGCUUUGCAUCCAUUUGCAGCACAGAAACACAACAAUCUGUGCAAAAAUCGGUUAAUGCUAUAGGCAUCAUCGCAAGGCGCGUAGCUUUAAUGAACAGGAGAGGAACGUAGAACCAGGUAGAUGAAGAAGGAGAAAAAUAAAUACUCGAUAGCAGAAAGAAAAUCAGACAAAUGGAAACGAUUUUGAAAAGUAGCUGAUAAAUCGACCAACUUCCCUCCGUGUGUUCAUCUCCAAUUCAUUCGAAGUUAAAUGCUGCAGUUUGGAAUAGAUUCGUUGGCAAAAUCUCAUCCACAUACCUUCCCCUGUACAUUGAUGAUAGUCAGGAGUGUAUUUAUUAAUCAGUAAUAUGGCGAGAUGCCGUUAGCAGAAGCGGGAAUCAAUAAUAAGAACUGCCCAGAGGAGGCCCGUAGUGCGAUAGAAUAUCAGUAGCAUUAUACAUAAGGGAGAAUCGCGUAGCCGUCACGUUCAUCGAAAGGAGUCCGAAUCCGUUGUACCAGUGACACGAUAUGAGCAAUAUGAUGGCAACCUGGAUGUUGACGCGAAGGUGAGUACAGUGUUGCUUUCGGUUGCAUGCGUGAUUACAGUGUGUUACUGAUUACCCGAACGAAGAACGUCUUAGAUGGAUGGCUAAAGUAUGGUGUUAACGAACUAGAAUGCGCUAAGUAACGUCACUUGCUUGAUGCUUGAGGGCUUUUUUUACGUUAUUCCUGUUGUAUGUGAGCUUUUCAAAGCCAAAUUUACCUUCCAUGUUCAUGGUGUAUUCGAUAAAAAAUGGUAAAUCGUGACUAAAAGGAUUUGCUGAUACAAGUGUGAGUUGAUGGAGGAAGGUUUCCGUACGGCUUCUUCUUUAUCUGAGAAUAGAAUAUCUUUUUGUCUUCUCUAAUGCACGACCGACCGGCUAGGCUAGCUUUUAUAAGAAUCUAUAUAGACCUAACAGUAUAUUUAAAGGCCACUACUAAUAGUCCUAAGAGAACAUCAGAUCGCCAGCUAUGGUGUCCAGGAUAAAACUUUUUGCAAACGAGGAUCAGCUACCAUUUUUCGCAUUCAGGUUCACGAACAAGUGAGGAACGAAAAUACGAGACGUUUGUUUUUUCCCGCUGUGUGGCCAUUGAGAAUGCAGAGUACAAAAGAGAUAGUAAAAACAAGCGAAGAAAGCACUCGAAGGACAUGCAUGUUGAUCGUUCGCGUACUGCAAUUGAGAAUGAAAACUGGCGAGCCUGUAUACGGUAAGCAAAUAUGAACGUUAGCGCUGGAAACAUGAUUGGAAGCAUUGAGUAGAAACGAUAUCGAAAUGUAUUUGAUUAGAAGAGUCAUGAUCGAAGCAUACUGAACAGUCGCGUACGGUGUUGUACAAUUGUUCAAAGAAAUUCCGAAUGAAACAGUCAAAGCGUGCAUAGUGUAGAUCGAGAACUGAUCAGAGAAGGUUCGAGCAUCUUAGCUUCGGAGGAAAAAUGAGUACGAUUGCACUAGGAUAUAGUGGAGUAGGAAAAAUAUAUACAUAUAGAGAUAUACAUAGAUCACACAAUAACGCGCAGGAGGGAUUUCGGAUGGAAUCUUUCGCAAGGAGGCAAUACGCAUAUGGUUGGCAUUUUCGAACGCUUGAGUUAAUAUGUAUUAUAAAUGGUACGAAAACGGAAGUUAGUCGCAAGUCUGCGGAACCAUCGGAACUCGAAAAUAAACUACAGUUGAGGCAAGGAAGGAGAAAAAAAUGCAACAAAAACUGACGACGAAGAACAAAUUAAGUAAUAAAAAAGAGGAAAAAGCGACAAAAACUAUA
Molecule: messenger RNA, 5330 nt
Organism: Anopheles nili
Lineage: Eukaryota; Metazoa; Arthropoda; Insecta; Diptera; Culicidae
Gene: Slmap
Product: sarcolemmal membrane-associated protein
Exons: 9
Coding region: 1-3192 (1063 amino acids)
Molecular function (GO): protein binding
Source: RefSeq, a predicted model, not a curated record